AUGGGUGCUGCCGUGUCAACGCUGCCAGCACUGGCGGCUUCAACUGCUACAAUAGCGUCCGCAUUUCGAAGCCCGGGCCCCAAUCCGACCAUACAAGUGAUAAUGAACCGACCGCAAGACGAGGCUGCCAUACGGGAGGCACAGCAAAGAGCCCAGGAAGCCAAAGAACUGGCGGAGCGUGUCCGCCAAGAAGCACGGGAGGAGUACCAACAUACAAUGGAGCGUUUAGAAGAGGUGAAUGAAGGUUCAAGUAGGGCACGUGAAGAGGCGCACAAAAUGAUGAUGGAGAUGCUGAAGGCAGAGCGAGCAGCAAUGAGGGCAAGAGUAGAGGCUGAGACCGCUACACAAGCAGGACGAGCAGAUGACAUGAGGCUCGCUGAGCAGGCGGCACGAGAACGGGAGCGAGCCGGAAAAAUGCAAGAGCGAGCAAGAAGAGCAGAAGAGGCUGCGAAAGAAGAAGCAAAGAGAGCGAAAACGAUAGCCAAAGAAGAGCGUCGUAAGGCGAAUACUGCUCGCACCAAGGCACAAAAGGCAGUCCAGACAGCCAAGGAGAAGGUGAAGCAGGCUAUAUCUACAAAGGAGGAGAUAGAGGAACGGUGGAAAGAGGGUAGUCAACCCAUUGUCACACCGAGUGUGGCAGAGCUGGCGGCUGCGAAAAGGCGAAUCCAGUACAAAGAGGGACUCCUCCAUUUCGCUGUCGCUGGUGUCUCAGGGGGCGGCAAGUCUUCCCUGAUCAACGCGUUUCGUGGUUUACGCAGCAGGGAAGCCGGCGCCGCGACUGUCGGUGUCACUGAGACGACCCACGUGCUUUGCAGAUACCCAGAUCCCAAUCCUCAACACUCGCUCGUUUGGUAUGACAUCCCUGGUGCAGGCACACUCCAAAUUCCCGACUGGCAGUAUUUCAAUGCCCAAGGCCUCUACGUCUUCGAUUGCAUCAUUGUCUUGUUCGAUAACCGCUUCACGAUGACAGAUGUUGCUAUUCUGAGCAACUGUGCACGAUUCGAUAUUCCUGCUUACAUCGUGCGGUCUAAGGCAGACCAACACAUCAGGAACGUUAUGAAGGAGAUGGGGUACGAUAGUGACGAUAAACAUGGUAAUGCUGGAUUGCGCGACAGGCUCUACAGCGAGGCACGACAGCAUUUUAUCGGUGAAACCCGGAAGAACGUCAAGUCCAACCUUGAAGGCGCGAACUUACCGAACAGACGGGUAUAUAUCGUUUCCAAUGAUGCACUCCUGUCCAUCGUUAAAGGAGAGGCACCGAAAAAGGCCAUCGAUGAGACAGAGUUGCUCAGAGACAUUGUCAACCAAACGCUGGCUAGGCGGAGAAUGGUUCGGAGGCAUCCACAUCGUCCUGAUCGUCGGGUUCUCUAG
Messenger RNA from Pisolithus orientalis, 1371 nucleotides. RefSeq names its product interferon-inducible GTPase-domain-containing protein. The transcript has a single exon. Bases 1 to 1371 code for a protein of 456 amino acids. Gene Ontology annotation, cellular component: membrane. NCBI's taxonomy places the organism in Eukaryota, Fungi, Basidiomycota, Agaricomycetes, Boletales, Pisolithaceae. Gene Ontology annotation, molecular function: GTP binding. The record is from RefSeq and is a predicted model, not a curated record.